This is a messenger RNA of Durio zibethinus, 1077 nucleotides long. Its product is annotated as Rubber elongation factor protein (REF). The record is from RefSeq and is a predicted model, not a curated record. NCBI's taxonomy places the organism in Eukaryota, Viridiplantae, Streptophyta, Magnoliopsida, Malvales, Malvaceae.
GGUACCUUAACUUAGCCACUAAGCACUCAACGCCACCGCGUUGACCGCUCUCUCAAACGCACAUAAAUGCUUUAACCGACACGUUUCGUCACCGGUUCGUAAUCGCUACCGCUAACUAUUCCAACCCUAUAAAAAUCAACCUCCUUUGUUCUCUUUCUCUCACAAUUCAACGCCACAACAAAAGACAAUCGUACCCUUUCAUUCCUUGCUUUCUCCGAUUUCUUCAGUUCACAGCGGUUUCUGUUAUGGCUCAGGGAGACUCGAGCUUCGAGCAAGACAUGGCUAAAGAGGAAGAACAGAGGCUGAAAUACUUGGAAUUCGUGCAAGUAGCGGCUGUCCAUGCGGUUUUGUGCUUAUCCAACGUCUACGUUUACGCUAAGGAAAGGUCGGGACCGUUGAAGUGCGGUGUCGAGACCGUCGAGGGAACGGUUAAGAGUGUGGUCCGACCGGUUUAUGAUAAGUACCAUGAUGUCCCCGUUGAGCUUCUCAAGUUUGUCGAUCGCAAGGUUGAUGAAUCUGUGACCAAGGUUGAUCGUCGUGUCCCUCCAGUGAUCAAGCAGGUCUCAUCCGAAGCCAUCUCGGCCGCCCAGAAGGCUCCAGCGGUGGCUCGGGAUGUGGCUUCUGAGGUUCAUCGUGCUGGGGUUGUGAGCACUGCCUCAGGAUAUGCAAAAUCUGUGUACACCAAGUAUGAACCCACAGCAAAAGGGCUUUGUGCAAAAUAUGAGCCGAGAGCUGAACAAUGUGCUGUUUCAGCUUGGCGUAAACUCAACCAACUUCCUCUCUUCCCUCAUGUAGCUUCAGUGGUUGUUCCCGCUGCUGCUUAUUGCAGCGAAAAGUAUAACCAGACAGUGGUUAGCAGUGCAGAGAAAGGGUACAAGGUUGCUUCAUAUAUGCCAUUGGUUCCUUCAGAGAAGAUUGCCAAGGUGUUUGGUGAAGAGAAGCCUGAAUCAGAGCCACUGCUCUCCCAGAGUUGAUUUGCUUGAAUCUGUUUAUUUUACUUAUGAUUAUAUAUGUUUGCAUAAGAUAGAACUAUUACUCUCUUGUGAUAGACAAAGCUAUGGAUUUGGAUUUUAUUUU